AUGUAGACAAUAUCGUACUAAAGUUGUGAACUUGAGGAAACUUGGUCAGCUGUCAACUAAUGAUAGUGGUAGCCAGGCUUCUGACGAUCGCCCACAUCCAGCUCAAUGAGAUCCACUUGUUAAAGGAGGGAGUUGAUGUUCAGAAGUCUUUCUACACAGUAAGAAUGAGGUAGUUGAAGGUCCUACCAUUGAAAAGCGAAAGGAGGUAACUAAGGUCCAGGUUGGAAAGGAAAGACCAAUUAAAACCUGGCUGAUGGGCUAUGGAAAGCCACUCUCGAGCAGGACCUGGAGCUUAUGUUGGAGAGUCGGUGAAAACAGGGCUAAUGGAUCAGGAUGUCAGUGUUACUGCAGCUCAUAAAUAGUGGAACAACUUUCUCGGCCCACAUGAUCGAGUCCGGAGCUGUUCCAGCGAACACGGGAACCGCUGCCAUGCAUCUUGCCCAUUUGGCCGCUUGCCUUGCGCUCGUUUACAGUAAUAUUACUCCAGCAGCGUUGUGGUCCGUGAACAACUUUCUAAUGACCGGGCCAAAGGCUUUCCUGACCUAUUCCAGCAGUGUUGCUGCUGGGGCUGAAUCCGGCAUUGAUGAAUGUAAACACCAGUUUACCUGGGACCGCUGGAACUGUCCAGAGAGCGCACUGCAACUGUCAACACACAAUGGUCUUCGGAGCGCCACGAGAGAAACGUCCUUCGUGCAUGCUAUCAGUUCUGCAGGCGUCAUGUACACGUUGACAAGAAACUGCAGUAUGGGGAACUUCGACAACUGCGGUUGUGAUGAAUCCAGGAGCGGCCAGGCCGGUGGCCGAGGCUGGGUUUGGGGAGGAUGUAGUGACAAUGUUGAAUUUGGAGAACGAAUUUCUAAACAGUUUGUCGAUGCUUUGGAGACGGGGCAGGAUUCCAGAGCUGCCAUGAACCUCCAUAAUAACGAAGCAGGGAGAAGGGCUGUCCGAGAGACCAUGAAGCGAACCUGCAAAUGUCAUGGAGUGUCGGGAAGCUGCAGUAUCCAGACUUGCUGGCUCCAGUUGGCUGACUUCCGAGACGUUGGGAACUACUUGAGAGUGAAACACGAACAAGCUAUAAAGAUCGAUUUAGAGAAGAGGCGUAUGAAAGGGGGAAAUAGUGCGGAUAACCGUGCGGCGAUCGCAGAAGCGUUCAGAGUUGUGCCGCGGACAGAACUUGUCUACCUUGAAGACUCUCCCGAUUACUGCGUCCGGAACGUUACACUGGGAUUGCAAGGAACAGAAGGGAGGGAAUGUCUCCAAAGUGGUAAGAACCUCUCCCAGUGGGAGAGAAGGAGCUGCAGAAGGCUGUGCGGAGAGUGCGGGCUCAGGCCAGAGGAGAAGGAGACUGAGAUUAUCACUAGUUGCAAUUGCAAAUUCCACUGGUGUUGUACUGUCAGAUGUGAGCAGUGCAAGCAAAUCGUAACCAAACAUUACUGCUCUCGGCGAGACAAGAACAGAUCCUUCAAGCGUAAAAAUCGGGCUCAGUAUUGGUAAACCCAUGAACUUCUCCAAAUUUGAGAUUAUUUUUAAAAAUUCCGCAUAAGACUUCAGUAACUUUUAGUUACUCCCUCAAUCACAUUGUUAACUAAAAACUGUUACAUUCCAGCCGUUCUUAGUCCGAAACCAGGCCAUAAAGAUUAUUUUACUGCUCCAUUAGUCGCAAUAUUUUAGAAACACCAGUUUUAUAAUUAGUUUUUGAAAGUUUUUAAAGCAGGGAGUUUUUGGAUUGUAUCUAGCCUAGGAUUUAAAGGAAUAUUUCAUAAUCUUCAUUUAGUUAACAUUGAGCUGUAUAUUUGAAUUCAGCAAUUUCUUUCUAUGAAAGUGGAUGUGGGACUUUAUUCGAUACUUUUCUGCACGAUUAUAUUUUUCUCGCGCACUUAUUUUUCUAUAACGUCUAUUUUUGCACCAAUUCAAGACGUUCGCACUGUAACGGAAACUGCACAUGGACACUUCCAAGAAAUUAGAUAAACAUAGUAUCAGAAAUUGCUGUGACGAAUUUUUUUUCACUUCUGGACCGAUUUAUUAGUUUUUGAAAGCACCUCUUCGGAUUUAAGGUAUGGCCAGUAAGGUAAUGACUGUGAAUAUUGUGAAACAUUCCGUUUUGUUUAGUUAUCUAUUCUGGAUAUGUGCUGGGUGGAACAUAGUCUAGAAAAUUGGCUUGUAUUUUCAAUAAAGCUUUUUAAAUCAA
This is a messenger RNA of Rhincodon typus (whale shark), 2188 nucleotides long. Its product is annotated as protein Wnt-8-like. Gene Ontology annotation, cellular component: extracellular region. Bases 334 to 1494 code for a protein of 386 amino acids. Gene Ontology annotation, biological process: cell fate commitment; canonical Wnt signaling pathway; neuron differentiation. The transcript is spliced from 7 exons. Gene Ontology annotation, molecular function: frizzled binding; cytokine activity. The record is from RefSeq and is a predicted model, not a curated record. Lineage: Eukaryota; Metazoa; Chordata; Chondrichthyes; Orectolobiformes; Rhincodontidae.